Molecule: messenger RNA, 3570 nt
Organism: Cheilinus undulatus (humphead wrasse)
Lineage: Eukaryota; Metazoa; Chordata; Actinopteri; Labriformes; Labridae
Product: WD repeat and coiled coil containing
Exons: 4
Coding region: 152-2365 (737 amino acids)
Molecular function (GO): kinase binding
Source: RefSeq, a predicted model, not a curated record
GUCAAAUAUAAAUGAACGCUGGUUGAACAUUACAAUGGCAAAACGUGGAGUUUUACACGAGUUACCGACUCUAAAAGAUAGAUAACAUGGAUUACAAACGCGAUGCGUAUGGUUAACUAAGAAUAUCCACCUACAUUACUUGCCAUCCAGGAUGGAUCUUGGUAAGGCAAAGCUGCUCAGGACAGGUCUUAACACUCUACACCAAGCCAUACACCCUAUACAUGGGAUAGCGUGGACGGAUGGCAAGCAGGUCUGCCUCACAUCCUUCUACCUUCAGAAUGGAGAGGCAAAGUUUGGGGACACCAAUGUUAUCGGUCAGUUUGAGCAUGUCUUUGGGCUAUUCUGGGGACCACUGUGCUGCCCAGACUCCCCUGCAUUGCUGGCUGUGCAGCACAAGAAGCAUGUUACUGUGUGGCAGCUGCAGCUCAGUGCUCUGGAGCAGAACAAGCUGCUGUGCACACAGACCUGUGAGAUGAGCGAACCUUUCCCUUUGCUCUCCCAAGGCUGUGUGUGGCAUCCCAAACUGGACAUUCUUGCAGUGCUGACCAAGCGGGACACUUCUGUGUUGUUUUCUGUGCGGGUAGACAACAGGAGGACCAAAGCAGACAUCAAAGGCAGUGGACUGAUCCACUGUGCAUGCUGGACUAAGGAUGGUACACGGCUGGUAGUGGCUAUAGGCAGUGCUCUCCACUCUUACAUCUGGAAUGACAUCCAGAAGAGUUUGAUGGCAUGCUCUUUCUGUCCCAUCUUUGAUGUGGGAGGCUACAUCUGUGCCAUUGAGGCCACUGGGGAAGCACAGGUAGCUGUGGCAACAGAGCUGCCUCUGGACAAAAUAUGUGGGUUAAAUGCUGGCAUGGCCUUCGACGUGCCCUCAGAAGAGUCCCACAGCGCACACGUGGCCAUGUCAGAGGACGACGCUGUCUUUCAUCCGAAAAGAAGACUGUCUGAAUCUGAGAGGUCUUACAUACCAAGCUCAGGACCUCUGGAUCUCACACACCUCUUGGCAAGGCAUCGUCGCUCAGACCCCAGCCCCCUUAUUCACCUUCGUCGCAGAGACACGAUGACAGGCUCUGGGCAGGACUCCUCACACCUCAUCCUAGUCACCUAUGAGCGUAAAGUCACCACCACUCGCAAAGUCAGCAUCCCUGGGAUUUUGGUUCCAGACAUUGUAGCGUUUGACCCUCGUGGCUCCACGGUUGCCGUGGCCUCAAACACAUGCAACAUGGUGCUUGUGUACUGCAUCACAGCUUCCACUAUGCCAAACAUUCAGCAGAUCUCUCUUCAGGCGAACGAGAGGCCUAAAGGGGUCUGCUUCCUCACUGACAAGAUGCUGCUGUUGAUGGUGGGCAGGCAGAAGACCAAUGAUCCUGCCUUCCUUCCUUCUUCUAACACAGAUAAAUACAUUCUUCGAUUCAUAGCCAAAGAGCUGAUCUAUGAUGGAGAGACCCCCAUCCCAAAAUCUCCCUCACCUCACAAUCAUGACUCUACUAAUUUCAUUCCACGGAUUAGGCGACAUUCGGAGAACCUGUCAAAGGAUGACAGGGAGCAAACAGGGAUAAAGGAUUUGGUGCUGCCUGGAGGGGGAGUAAUUCGUUCACCAGCAAACAGGCGCAGGCUGGUGGAGGAGUUGAGGAGCCGUGAGCCAAGCCCAGUCAACAGCUCUGUUGACUUCUCUGACCGCACAUUAGACAGGGCCUCGUCCAGCGCCUCCUCUGUCAAGGUGGAGAACUUUGACAUGGACCAUGUCAACCGAAUGAGCAGCCUGGGGUUCGCAGGCCAGGCCAGAAGGGAUUCCAGCCGAGCCGGAUCGCCUCGCCCGGAACCAUCAGAGAAGCUUCACUCUGAGGCGACACUGCCUAUGACAGACAAGACAUCAGGCCCUGCUAGGGACCGCUCUCUGGAGCAGCUCGUCCAAAACAUGGAUAGGCUUUUUAAUCGCUUUGCAGACGUACAGCAGUGCCUGACAGACAUUAGAGAUUACACGCAGAAUGGAAAGAAGGCUGUGAGCGUUUACCCUAACGCCUCAGAUCCCCCCUAUGUCAAUGUGACAUGUCAGAGGCAGUUAUCAGAAAAUGUGUUCAUUGAUGAGCGGAGGCCGGUGCUUCUGUGCGAUGGGAAGCUGUGUCUGCAUGCCCUCCAAGAACUCUUCAACCUUACCAUUGUAGAAAUGAUGUAUGGUCCUUUGUGGAUUGUACUCGUGGCGGAUGCGGACGGCUUUGUACCUCUGACGUUUAAGCCCAAAGAGGAACUAACAGUGAGGAACGGGAAGAGGAAAACUAACAUACGAACUCCAGAGAGUUCCAGCCCUCCCAGUCCAGCCCCAGGACAAAACUCCCAAACUACUACUGAGGCCUCCUCCACCUAGUGCCUCUUUCCAAACACCUCGCUUUAUGGACACAUUCAGGUGUUUAGAUGCUACUUCUGGACUCUAGUGUGAAAAGCAAGGAGCAUAUGGCGUCACCAUUUAUAGAGCUUCACUAAUGCAGAUGAAUAGAUAUAUUUUUGUAAUGUAUCACUGUAGUGAUAUCAAAGUGGCUCUCCGGAUAGAUGUUUACAUACUGCAACUUCAUGCAAGCUUAACUCAACAGAGUUGAAGCACCAAUACUGUCUUGUCUUUAAUGUUGUUUUUUUUCUUAAAAUGCCGUCAAGUCAUUGCAAUUUAUCCCUUACUGUUAAUGGUGCCAUGGCCUAAGGCGAUGAAAUAAUAAGUCAAUGAUUUGGUAUUUUUUUAAGUUAUUAUCCUAUGAGUGGAGGUAUAAUACAGAUAUUACCCAUAAAGUCUCUUAAAGAGGACUCUAACCCUAUAAAGUCUUCACAUGUACACAUAUUGCUGAUGUUGGGCCUUCAUCUCCAUUUUUCAUUAUUUUAUUUUUUUUCAUAAAUUAGUGGUAUCAGUCACCUUUUACAUCUGUCAGUGAGAUUUAACCAAUUUUAAAGCAAUAAGCAGUGUCACAAAGAUGCUGCCCGUGACCAUUCUGUAUGAAAUCAAUUGAAAAUUACAAUGUUUUUUUAAAUCCCUAUGUAUGUGGUGAUUUUGGAAAUUUGAGGUUUUCACCUGGCACCAGCAAUAUCUAAAAUGUUGAUGACCACACAUUUAUAGCACCUUUUCUUCCAAGGCAAUGUUAGAAAGUGUAGUGGCACAACUGGCCACUAGAGGAGGUAAUUCUCAUUGCCAUUCAGAGCUCUGUGGAAAACCAAAGAAGUGUUCAAGUGUGUUUUGUUUGAAAGACUAUUUCCAAAUAGCCCUCUUGACCAUUAAAUUUUUCCAAUCAUUUGUGUGUAACUCACUUGACUUAAAAAAAAAAAAAAAAACACUCCACACAUUUAUCCGGUCUGCCAACCCACCUCUACAACAUUUAUUUCAUACCAUCAUCCCUCAGUAUAUCAUCAUUUCACCAAUAAAUAACAGUGUUGUAGAGUUAAACACAGCAAAUAAUGAUUUACAUUCAUUUAUAUAAAUAAGGUAAUUUUAAUAUAUUUUUAUAUGUCCAAGAUGACUGUACAGUACAUGUGAAAAUGAAACAAAAAUGUUUACAUUAAAAAAACUUAAACUGUCAGUGUAAUAUACAC